AUGGUCAAGGCAAACAACAAGUCCAUCAUCUUCUGGAAGGAGCCUGAGGAGUAUCCUAUCCCCGGCGAACACUUUGGAGUCGAGCUUAGGGAAAUCGAUGAGAAUCUGGACGAUAACGAAGUCCGCACUCGCAACCUUUACAUAUCUCUUGAUCCUUAUCUGAGAGGCAGAAUGAAAGGCUUUAGAGCCAACUAUAUCAGCGGUUUCCAAAUUGGUCAGAAAUUCGACAAUUUGGGUAUCGGUGAGGUCGUAGCCUCCAGGAACCCCAAGAUCCCAGUCGGGUCCAUCGUUGUCGGUUUCCUUGGAUGGGAAGAAUACAGCCGUGUCCCUGCUACGAGCCAGCUCAAAAUCAUCGAGGGUGCUCGCGAAUCCAAAUUUCCGUUCUCCUCCUGGGUUGGAGUCCUUGGCAUGCCUGGAUUCACUGCCUAUGCCUCUCUUCUGGAGAUUGGAAAGCCCAAGGCUGGAGAGACGAUUUUUGUUUCAGCCGCCUCCGGCGCAGUGGGUCAACUCGUUGGCCAGAUCGCAAAGCGCCUCGGCCUCAGAGUCAUCGGUUCAGCUGGAUCGGACGACAAGGUUGCAUAUUUGCUUAAAGACCUUAAGUUUGAUGCCGCGUUCAACUACAAGAAGGGCAACAUCCUCGAGUCUCUUCGCGCUGCUGCUCCAGAGGGUAUCGACAUCUACUACGAGAAUGUCGGCGGCGAGACACUCGAGGCAGCAUUGGAGGUGCUCAACAUCCACGGCCGCAUUGUAGCCUCUGGCAUGAUUAGCGGCUAUAACACCUCAACCCCUUACGGCAUCAAGAACUUGAUCCACGUAGUGAUGAAACGCAUCCGGUUCGAGGGCUUUGUGGUCAAUGACUUCUCGGCAGAGACCCGUGAAAAGUUUGAAAAAGAUGUGAGCGCCUGGCUGCAGAAUGGCGAGAUUAUCUACAAAGAGGAUGUUACGGUCGGUUUGGAGAACGCGCCGGAUGCGUUCUUAGGAUUGCUCCAGGGCAAGAACUUUGGCAGGGCCGUCGUCAAGAUUACUGACUUGUGA
Messenger RNA from Gamsiella multidivaricata, 1035 nucleotides. RefSeq lists its product as uncharacterized. The record is from RefSeq and is a predicted model, not a curated record. Gene Ontology annotation, molecular function: oxidoreductase activity, acting on the CH-CH group of donors, NAD or NADP as acceptor. NCBI's taxonomy places the organism in Eukaryota, Fungi, Mortierellomycota, Mortierellomycetes, Mortierellales, Mortierellaceae. The transcript is spliced from 4 exons. Bases 1 to 1035 code for a protein of 344 amino acids.